CCCGCCCCCCCGCCAUGCUGCUGUGGCGGCGCCUGGCGGCCCCGGCGGCCCCGCGGCUGCGGGCGGCGGCAGCGGCGGGAGCGGCCCCGCAGGGCCCGGCCCCGCGGCGGGGGGAUGAGGGGCCGGCCCCGCAGCGCCCGGCGGGGCCCGAGGCGCAGUCCCGGCCGGCGCAGCGCGGUCCCGCCGCCCCCCCGGGCGCUGCCGGCCCGGCCCCCCGCACCCCUCUCCCCGCCGGGCGCGGCGGCGGCCCCAGGCCGCUCUACAUGGACGUGCAGGCCACCACCCCGCUGGAUCCCCGGGUCCUGGACAGCAUGCUGCCCUACCUGACAGCCUACUAUGGGAACCCCCACUCCAGGACCCACGCCUACGGCUGGGAGAGCGAGGCUGCCAUGGAGAGGGCACGGCAGCAAGUUGCAGAUUUAAUAGGAGCUGAUUCAAGGGAAAUUAUAUUUACCAGUGGUGCCACAGAGUCAAAUAAUAUGGCAAUUAAGGGUGUUGCAAGGUUCUACAAAUCCAGAAAAAAGCACCUCAUCACUACCCAAACUGAGCACAAGUGUGUGCUGGACUCGUGCCGUGCCUUGGAGGCAGAAGGUUUUCGGGUCACUUACCUACCUGUUAAAAAAAAUGGGCUCAUAGAUUUGAAGGAGCUGGAGGCUGCGUUCCAGCCAGACACGAGUUUGGUUUCUGUGAUGACUGUGAACAAUGAGAUUGGAGUGAAGCAGCCAGUGCAGGACAUCGGUGAGAUCUGCCGUGCACGUAAGGUUUUCUUCCACACAGAUGCUGCACAGGCUGUUGGUAAAAUUCCUAUGGAUGUCAACGACAUGAAAAUUGAUCUGAUGAGCAUCAGUGGCCACAAAAUUUAUGGGCCAAAAGGGGUUGGUGCCAUCUACGUUCGCCGUCGACCGCGCGUCAGGCUGGAACCCCUGCAGAGUGGGGGAGGUCAGGAGAGGGGGCUGCGCUCGGGGACUGUGCCCACCCCUCUGGCUGUGGGCCUGGGGGCAGCCUGUGAAGUGGCACAGCAAGAGAUGGAGUAUGACCAUAAGAGAAUCUCACAACUGGCAGAACGACUGGUUACAAAAAUAAUGAGUGAAGUUCCUGAUGUGGUUAUGAAUGGAGACAGAGAGCAUCGCUAUCCAGGAUGCAUCAAUUUAUCCUUUGCGUAUGUGGAAGGGGAGAGUCUUCUGAUGGCUCUGAAAGAUGUGGCUCUGUCUUCAGGAAGUGCCUGCACAUCGGCUUCCCUGGAGCCUUCCUACGUCCUGCGCGCGAUCGGAACAGACGAAGACUUGGCUCACUCCUCCAUCAGGUUUGGCAUUGGUCGUUUCACUACAGAAGAAGAAGUGGAUUAUACGGUGCAGAAGUGCAUCCAGCAUGUUAAGAGGCUGAGAGAAAUGAGCCCCCUCUGGGAAAUGGUGCAGGAUGGAAUCGACCUCAAAAGCAUUAAAUGGACUCAGCACUGAAUAAACAUCACUAUCCAGGGACUAGAUGUGGAAGAAAAUGCAUUUUUUUGUGCAUUCCUGAACAAAUUAUGCAGCACUUCUGGUUUUUGACACUUGCAAUUUGACAGGAAAACUAUCCUUUCUCAUCAAAAAGUCUUAAGAAGCCAAAAAUGAAAGUAGUGUCUAUCCUGGAGAAAGACAGGAUGGUGUCACACCCAUUACAUUUGUAUUUACCCCAGAAAUUUAUGCUAAAGCAUAAUUUAUUUGGAAAUGUAUUUUCUAAUAAGAAAAUGAAAUCAGUGUGUUAGUGAUGGGCCAACCUGGAGAUGGGUUGUUGCUCCUCAGGGUGAAAGACCCUGCGUGGCUGUUCUGGUUGCACACAGAGCUGUGGCCAGGCCUGUGCCUGAGGUGGGAAUCCUGCAGCAGCAGCUGGGCUGGGGCUGCUCAGCCCUGUGUGUUGCAAGGAAUUCUCAGCCAGGAAGAAGCCUGGUGUUCCCAGAGGAAGAGGAUGCUCCCAUGUGGCUUUGUGCCUUCACAGUUAAGUUGUAUGUGCAGUUAAGAACACUUUAAAAUUUUUUUUUCCUGAAACUAUUUUGGGGCUAUUUUGCUCUUUUUCCUUGGUUUUAUCUUUUUGGGUGAUGCUUGUACAGAGCAGUGUGCACUAAUCCAAAACGUUGUUCUGCUUUGCAGAGUUUAUGACACAAUGAUGAUGCACUUUGCUGUCCCUUCUAUUGUGUUUUUUCCAUGCAAUUUUUUUUCUAAGUAAGGAAAGAAAACUUGAAUGACUGGGGAGGGGAAGAGGCAGAAGAGGUCAGCUUCAGUUGCAGCACCAGCUCAGCUGGGGCAGGAGUGGUGGAGGUGGUGGGGAGAGCAGAGCAGAGUGCAAUGUCUUCAUGCAGUCUGGGUUUUUUGUUGUUUUGUUUUUUCCUCCUGUUGUGAUGAGUCCUUUGCUGUUAUUCAGAGUUCCCUGUGGGUCAUUGGCUUCUGUCACUUUGGGGGGUCUUGCCCAGUUGAGCCUGAAUGUUUUGUCUGGAGAGAAGAACACACUCUGGGAGUGACAGACUGUACUUCUGUCUGACCGUUCCCUGGAAUGCUGAGGGAAAGUGUCUGUUGAAAAGGGUUUGAUUAGAUUAAUUCAUAUCAGCAUUUCUCCUUCCUUACCUUUGCUGAUCUUUCCAUUAGGAGACUUAGUCCUGUAUGACAAAAGUGCCUUUGUUUCAGUUGCAUAAGCAGACAGCUCUGAUUAGGUUGUUGCUGCAUGGCUGCUGUGGUAGCUGCUGGAUUUAACAUCUCCUGUGGGCAGUAGGUCCUCAGCUCUGGGUGGUGUCUACCUCGAGGAUCAACCAUGUGAUGUAAAAGCUGAAGCCAAGUCUCACAAGGUGGAUUGUGUUACAGAAGCUUGUGCUUGCUUUUGGUUUUCUGUUACCAAGGACAGAUUUGGUUGUUUGUAAUGCAAAGCUAAUCCUCAUUUGUACUAUUUGAAAUUAUUAGCUUUAGCAGUUUUAAGAUUGUAGAGCUGACACCUUGUAUUUCAUCACAGCAUUUUUCAAACUCUCAUAUGCAUAAAUAGGCUUUAGAGAUGGUGUGUGUCCUGUUUUAUCCCUGGGCCAUGUUUUCUGGAUUAAGCAUGUGAUAACACUUCCCCAGCAUGUCCUAUAACUCUGUUUAUUAAGUUGUUCUGUGUGUUUCAUGAAUGAUUAAAAAAAAUACAGAUAAGACUUGAA
Molecule: messenger RNA, 3160 nt
Organism: Apus apus (common swift)
Lineage: Eukaryota; Metazoa; Chordata; Aves; Apodiformes; Apodidae
Gene: NFS1
Product: NFS1 cysteine desulfurase
Exons: 12
Coding region: 15-1457 (480 amino acids)
Biological process (GO): [2Fe-2S] cluster assembly
Cellular component (GO): nucleus; cytosol; mitochondrion
Molecular function (GO): pyridoxal phosphate binding; cysteine desulfurase activity
Source: RefSeq, a predicted model, not a curated record